GAUGCGCGCAUUAAUUACUGCCUUAAUGGGAGUAUGACUAAAAAUGUAAAAACCGGAUUAGGAGCGCGUGGGGGUGGGGUUGCAUGGCGCGCCUAUACGUACGGUCUGUUCGCAUCACUUAAGAUGCGAAUGGAACAAGCGGUCUGUAUCAAACGAAACGAAUCUAUAAAGAACAUUUGCAUCCGAGGCAGCUGUUCACUUCUUCCGCACAUAAAUCCGCAACACGAUAGCACCCUGUCUGGCCCUAAAGGAGGCCACUGCGUCACUUUAAAAGGCAUUCGUGUCCCCCUUCUAGAAUUAAUAUUGUUUUACUAAUACUUUAAUUUAAAAAUUGUGUCUUCAUUCUAAUCAGCAAAAUGUUUUAAUUUCAUGAUUAUGGUAAAUGAGAAUGCUUAUUGACAUGUGCGCAGAUUCAGCUGUUUAUUUAGCGCUCGUGAUUGCAAAUAAAGUUUUUUUUGUUGACAUGUAUUGUUAAAAAGCCAAAAAUGUGCAUGCCUGCAUUUCUCUUUUAACUUUUGUAUUUUUAAAAGAUGCCUUAGGAUUUGUUAUUGGUGAAAACUGAGAGGCUCUGAGGUGCCCUACAGACGCAAACAUACACACCCCUUUCUGAGCGCACGCGCGCAAACACACGCACAAACACACGCGGCGUCCCUCUCUGAGCUCAAAAGCUGGAAAAAUUGCGCCACUCUUGGAGCGUCUUUGAAGGGAGGAAAAAGUUGUGGAAGACAGAAGAGGAAGAGUCGAGACGGGUGAACGCGCCUCCUUCGCUCCUGCUCAUUUCGAACUUAUUAUGCGCGUUGAUGAAACAAACCUGAAGGCAGCGCGUGCGCCUCGCUCCCUUUGAUUUCCUUUUUUCUGUUUGGAUACUCGGAGUGGGAGCACAUUCAUGCGACGGACAGAAACUUCAGCACUCCCGGACACCGAGGCGUGAACACAACUGCUGCUUUGAGUUCGGACUGUGGAGUGUAUUUCCUGUUUCCAACAAAUCAUAAUAAGACUGGGCAAAUCGAUUCCCGCCGGUGUCCGACAACUGAAUCGGUGACUCCACAUCUCUAUAAUGGAAUCCCACUGCCGCAAACUGGCCAACACCUGUGCGCAAAUAGAAAAAGAAAAAAUACAAAACAAAAACGACGACUCCUCGGACGACCCGUCCAAAAAGAAGAGGCAACGGCGGCAGAGGACUCACUUCACCAGCCAGCAGCUGCAGGAGCUGGAGGCCACUUUCCAACGGAAUCGCUAUCCGGACAUGAGCACGAGGGAGGAGAUAGCUGUGUGGACCAACCUCACAGAGGCCAGAGUCAGGGUUUGGUUCAAGAACCGGCGGGCCAAGUGGAGGAAGCGGGAGAGGAAUCAACAAGCCGAGCUGUGCAAGAACGGCUUCGGCCCACAGUUUAACGGACUCAUGCAGCCCUACGACGACAUGUACCCCAGCUAUACGUACAACAACUGGGCUGCCAAGGGCCUCACGUCCGCCUCCUUAUCCACCAAAAGCUUCCCCUUCUUCAACUCAAUGAAUGUCAACCCUUUAUCAUCGCAGACCAUGUUCUCACCGCCCAACUCCAUCUCCUCCAUGACCUCCAGCAUGGUGCCAUCUGCGGUCACGGGCGUGCCGGGAUCCAGCCUAAACAGCCUCAAUAACUUGAACAACCUCAGUAACCCUUCUCUCAACUCGGGGGUGCCCACGCCGGCGUGUCCCUACGCGCCCCCGACCCCUCCUUACGUGUACAGAGACACUUGCAACUCCAGCCUGGCCAGCCUGAGACUGAAAGCCAAGCAGCACUCGAGUUUUGGAUACGCUGGAGUGCAGAAUCCAGCCACCAAUCUGAGCGCGUGUCAGUACGCCGUGGACCGACCGGUCUAAUACCUGCACUGCAAAAAAUAUCCACCGUGGCGAGAUGUGACAGGCUACAAGAGUGGCGUUGAGGGAUUUUAUUUAAUUAUUCCUCUGGGUUGGAGAGAGGAAUACAGAAGUGGAGAGCCCAGACGUUUUAAGAAUUUCUGAUUUUUCCUCCUAAACUCCACAUAGGCCACAAAUAUUCCAAAUUACAAUUUGUCAGAUUAUCCUUUUUUGUGCACCCAUCGUUUAUUUCAAAGAGGAAUUUACAUUUCGGUGGUUAAACGGCUUGUUAUGGUGGUUAUUUUUUGCAGUGUGUGAUAAUUGAAAACAGCCGUCCACAGGAACAAGAGACUACUACAGCUACUUUUGUCUUUUUUAAAAGGGCACUAGAAGACUGCACCACAGAGACAAGCUCCACUCCUCCUCGGAGUUUUCUCAUUUUGUUGUAUUCCUCUUUUAGCAUCGGCCUGUUUCACAUUCAGAAAAAAGAAGCUUGUUAGUUCGUCAUAAAGGGGUUUUUAUGGAUUUUGAACGUGAACUGUUGACUGAAAAGGUUGUGUAUAUAUUUAAAUCAUCAUCUCCUGUUUGUUGAAGCGCUUCUAACCCCUCCCGUCCUUUUCAGGUUCAAUUUAUCAACGCAUGUGGAAAAUAAUAAUGAUAAUAAUAAUAAUAUUAAUAAUAAUGAUGAUGAUGAUGACGAUAAACGCUAAAAAUGAAUCUUGUUUUGCUUGCAAACAAAAAGGGAAUGUACAUACUAAAACGCACCAGUUGUGUGUUUCUAACAUAUUAUAAAUUUAUUAUUAAUGUCUGUGUGAAUAUCGAUUUUAGAAUAGCAAUUCUGGAUUAAAAACGCAUCCAAUUCUGAGACUUUUUUCUUUUUCUCUCUCUCUCUGUGUAUAGGUAUUUGGUACGGAAUUCUGUUCUUUUUUCCCAACAUCCAAAAAAAUAUUGUGUUUUAUUUAAUGGAAGUAAAUAUAAUGUUCAAAAAACAAA
Nothobranchius furzeri (turquoise killifish) is the source of this 2830-nucleotide messenger RNA. It is a transcript of the gene pitx2, whose product is annotated as paired-like homeodomain 2. Gene Ontology annotation, biological process: anatomical structure morphogenesis; regulation of transcription by RNA polymerase II. NCBI's taxonomy places the organism in Eukaryota, Metazoa, Chordata, Actinopteri, Cyprinodontiformes, Nothobranchiidae. The record is from RefSeq and is a predicted model, not a curated record. Gene Ontology annotation, cellular component: nucleus. Gene Ontology annotation, molecular function: DNA-binding transcription factor activity, RNA polymerase II-specific; RNA polymerase II cis-regulatory region sequence-specific DNA binding.